AUGACUGACUUACAUCUCCAUAACAAAGCAACUGCCGACUUAGAAAUAGCUAAAGAUAAAGAUAAGAUCUUUGCUCAGUUAGAACUCCAAGAUUUCGACUUACAUAUUACCUUAAAUGGCAAGAUUUCACGCUAUCUCCUUAGAAACAAGUACAUUAAACUCCAAUCCAACGAACAUCUGCUCAAGCGCGGAGUCCUUAUUGGUCAUUCAGUUGAUAGUGUUCUUUUUGUAGUUCGAAUUCUUCAAGGCCGAGAAGAUAGGAUUAUUGGACCCGUCUCUGAGUUUUGUCUUUUUGAUACCACUGUUGUUUACGUAUCUGGCCAUACAGUUUCAACUAUAGAUAUCUGUACAGCUGAGAAAAAGAGUGUGAUUGAAUGUGAUGAACCAAUUGAACAUGCUAAUAUUCUUAUCUGCCAGCAAACAUUAGUUGUUGUUUGUCAAAAGGUUCUACAUAGAUUAGAUCUCACCACUAAUCUUUACACUAAAGUUCGUUUGAAGAUAGACAUUAACGUUCAUUCAGCUUGUGUAGUUCCUUUUGAACAAUCUAAGCAUAUAACUGUUAGUUGUCUUAAAGGUAAUAUCUAUGUUUUUGAUGCCCGGAAAAUGGAGAUGAUUAAAAGCAUGAAGAGUUUUGGCCACUCUAUCUGUGCCAUUACUUUUUGGAAACCUACUCCUUCUGUUUUGUUUGUUCUUACUGAUAAUAAUGAACUCAUUGAUAUAGAUUAUCUUAAUAACCGUCUUCUUAAAAGAACAGUUCUUCUUGGUCCUAAAUACACGGCUUGUCAACCUCUUAAAAACGGCCAGGUUGUUUUAUUCUCAUCAACAAAUGUUCUUCUCUACUCACCUACAACUGGCACUCUUUCUCAUGUCUACACCUCUAAAAAUUCAUCAGCCACCACCCGAUCACCAGCCCAAAUCUACAUUAUUCCUGAUAUUUCCUCCCAUCUUACUCUAGAGCCUAAACCCACCCAUCCGCCUCCCCCUAUUCAUCCUAACCCCAAUCCCAACUCCAACUCCAACCAACCCACUCAUCACAACCCAAACCAUCACAAUCCAAGCCAUCACAAUCCUAUCAACAGCCAUCCUUACAUGCAUACGAUCAAUCCUACUUUAGCACCACCACCGCCCUAUGCCACGGCACCUCCUCCACAACAUCGACAGGGCUCUUUCCCCCAUGAUCCCCACCAAGCCACUAAAACCGGCGCGGAAAUAGAUCACCUGUACAAAUCAUUCGAAUCCUUCAAGGACUCCGUUUACAAAAUGCAAACUGAUGUACUUCGGGAAGUCUUCCUCUUGAAAAAGAAGCUCGAAGAGAUAGAAAAGACCCUGGCCAAAUAG
Nematocida homosporus is the source of this 1338-nucleotide messenger RNA. RefSeq lists its product as uncharacterized. Bases 1 to 1338 code for a protein of 445 amino acids. The record is from RefSeq and is a predicted model, not a curated record. NCBI's taxonomy places the organism in Eukaryota, Fungi, Microsporidia. The transcript has a single exon. Gene Ontology annotation, molecular function: protein binding.